Molecule: messenger RNA, 702 nt
Organism: Nicotiana tabacum (common tobacco)
Lineage: Eukaryota; Viridiplantae; Streptophyta; Magnoliopsida; Solanales; Solanaceae
Source: RefSeq, a predicted model, not a curated record
AUGGGUAUAAAACAUGUAGAAAUCACAGUUAUCACCUACCAUCCACAAUAUGAUGGUCAAGCAGAAGUGGUAAACAUAUGCCUUGAAACUUAUCUCAGAUGCUUUUGUGCAGAAGAUCCUACUGGCUGGUUAUCCGGUCUUCCUAUGGUUGAAUAUUGCCAAUUAUUCAAUAGUAGUUUAGGUGGUAGUGGUUUUUCAUCAGCUGUAGCAACUUGGUAUGGAAAUGCUACUGGAGCUGGCAGUACUGGGGGAGCUUGCGGACUAGAAGAUGGUGUAGCAAAAUCUCCAUACAAUGCAAUGAUAACCGCGGGAAAUCAAGUUCUUUUUCGAUAUGGCUUUGGAUAUGGUGCAUGCUAUCAGGUGCGAGCGGUGGCGUGCAAAUACAAGACAAAUAUUAUGUUUAAGGUUGACAAAGGAUCAAAUCGUUUUUUCUUUGCAGUUGCAAUUGAAGCUGAAAAUGGAGAUGGUGCACUUUCUUUAGUUGAAAUAAAAACAACAAAUUCAAAUAAAUGGAUUCCAAUGCAACAAAUGUUUGGUGCAACUUGGUGUGUUCAUAUUAAUCCAAACACACAAAAACCUCCAUUUUCACUUAGGUUAACUUCAGAGUAUAAGCAUCAAAUUAAAGCUAAUAAUAUCAUUCCUGUAGGUUGGCAAUCAAGAACAAUUUACAAAUCAAAUGUCAAUUUUCCUAAUAAACUAUAG